UUAUGUUAGCUCUUAUGUUUAUUAAUAUAAGUGGUCGGGGGGCAAACGCCGUCACCAAGGAGUUUUGGGUGGGGAACUGCUCUAAUGGAAACGCAAACAAGCGUGUAGGACUGCAACUCUGUCUAGUGGUCUCAACUCUAAAUUGUCAUGGUUUUGGUCCACUUAUAAACUCGGCCAGAUUUCUAGAUAUGAGAGCUGCUCCAUCCAAAGUGGGAUGAACGCCGUAUCAGACCAGGUCUUCCCCAGAAAGUCCGCCAAUUAUCUACAAAGUCCACAUCAUUAUUCAGCUGGAAACAAAAAUUGCUGUGCCUCAGACUUCCUUUCUAACACCCCUAUUAGACAAGAAUGCAAUAACCCCUUAGCCAUGACGUCUUAAGACUAGAAAAUCUACCGCGUUAACGCGUCAAUUUUUGUUGUGUUAAGGCGUAAAGAUGUAGCGUGUUAACACGACCAAAUUCUACGUGUUAAUAUGCAUUUUAAUGUAGUCUAAACAAGAAAUAUCUAAGAAGCAAAUGGCCUUCCAUAACCCCGUGGUCCCUGUCAUCCCCAUGUCUCGUGACGUAAGAGUCGCCUUUAAAAGAUGCUGGUUAGCGGAGCAGAGCGCUCUUUACGCAACACUGCGGGAGUCUUCACUGUGAGCGCGGAUUACAAUUCAUCAAAAAGUGGUGACUUGGAGAUGACAGACUUCCCCAAACAUAAAAUAACAGUCAGGAAAAGGCUGAGUCUUGUGUAAACUAAUGAAUCAUGACAGCAUUGCCGAAAUAUUAAGGCGUCAAAAGAAACUGGUGCGCACAUUGAAAUGUGCUGAAUGCCGAGAAGAAGACGCGCGAUGCGACAAAGUAACAGGUGGCACUUCAUGGUUUCUAGCCUUUGAGUCAAUGUCAGUUUUCUAUGGGCGAGUUAGCAGCUAGGCUACAUGCUGUCAACAUCAGUGGAGCAAUGUGCGUUUUGAAAACAUAAAGGGUCGUAUGUGCCAAAGGAAAAAAACAGCAUGGAGAAAGAUUUAAGAAGGAAGACGCUAUUCAUAAACUUUCCAGGUGAGCAAAGUGACGAACUCGAACUACCAAAACGGCUCCAGAGUGAGGACAAGCUCCGAUGAAUGGACAGCAGAAUGUUUUCUGGUCAGGCUGGUCUGAAUUACAGCUUCAACCUGAGCGAUGACCGGGAGCUGGUGGACACGCCGGCGGGCAGUGGGAAGCUCUCCCCGACGGGCUUCGUAGUGCUGUCCGUGGUGCUGGGCUUCAUCAUGACUUUUGGCUUCCUGAACAACUUCAUUGUCCUGCUCCUGUUUUGCAAGUUCAAGAAGCUGCGAACACCAGUGAACAUUCUGUUGCUGAACAUCAGUGUCAGCGACAUGCUGGUGUGUUUGUUCGGCACCACACUCAGUUUCGCCUCCAGUGUCCGCGGGAAGUGGCUGCUGGGGCGCAGCGGCUGCAGCUGGUACGGCUUCAUCAACUCCUGCUUUGGUAUUGUGUCGCUGAUCUCUCUGGUGAUCCUCUCCUACGACCGCUACAGCACUCUGACUGUAUACAACAAGCAUGGGCCAAACUACCGCAAGCCCCUGCUGGCUGUUGGGGGCUCUUGGCUGUACUCCUUGUUCUGGACAGUGCCUCCUCUACUGGGCUGGAGCAGCUAUGGCAUAGAGGGGGCAGGAACCAGCUGCUCUGUGUCCUGGACAGUUCAGACAGCCCAGUCGCAUGCCUACAUCAUCUGCCUUUUCACUUUCUGCCUGGGUAUACCUGUCCUGGUGAUGAUCUACAGCUAUGGCAGGCUGCUAUGGGCAGUCAGACAGGUGGGUAAGAUCAGAAAGACUGCAGCUCGGAGGAGAGAGUACCACAUACUGUUCAUGGUUCUGACCACAGCAGUUUGCUACCUGUUGUGCUGGAUGCCUUAUGGUGUCGUGGCUAUGAUGGCAACAUUCGGCCCACCCAACAUUAUUAGUCCUGUGGCCAGCGUGGUGCCUUCACUACUGGCCAAGAGCAGCACUGUCAUCAACCCUCUCAUCUACAUUCUUAUGAAUAAACAGUUCUACAGGUGUUUCCUGAUUCUGUUUCACUGUGAUCACUGGUCAUCAGAGAAGGGCACUACCUCGAUGCCCUCCAAGACCACGGUAAUCCAGCUUAACCGCAGAGUCUACAGCAACACAGUGGCCUGCACCGCCCAGAUCUCAAAUGACGCUCUCAACCAGUGCUGCAGCACCCCGGCCACCAAGCACACAACUCCCCCCGGGGUCACAACCUGAGCCUGAAUAUUCUCAACAUGACCAGACAGGAAACGCAGUGAUGAUGAAGCAGCAAUGGUUAAGCUUGACAGCUAUACUUUCAAUGUGAACUGCUGUGGAACGUGGGCUAAAGUAUGACGCAUUUAGAAAGUAAAUGUAGUGUAUAUGUGAACUUGUGUUUGUACAGAAAGGAACAUUUUUUGUGUGUCCAUUGAAUUUGAGUUUUUGACAUGUACGAGAGUACAAAAUGUUGGAAGAAAGACAUGUUUUAUAGACACUAUAUGGCCAAAGGUAUGUGGACACCUGAACAUUACAUCCAUAUGUAAUUGCUGAACAUCUCAUUCCUAAACCAUGGGCAUUAAUAUGUUGCUAUAACAGCCUACACUUUUCUGGUUUCAGGCUUCCCACAAGGUUUUGGAACCUGGCUGCAGACAUUGUCUCCCAUUCAGCCACAGUCAGCUUCCGAUUCAUCCCAAAAGGUGUUCGAUGGGUUUAGGUCAGGGCUCUCUACAGACCAGUCAAGUUCUUCUACAGGGGUAUAGGGUUUGGGUUAGUCAAUUCAUUACUCAUCAUCGUUUGUAAUUGUGCUGCUGUAAAUGUCAAAGCUAGUUGUACUGGAAAAUAAUAAUAAUAAUAAUAAUAAUAAUAAUAAUAACGCUAAUAAUAAGAUUAUUAUUAAUUAUUAUUAUUAUCAUUAUUAUUAUCAUCAUCAUCAUCAUCAUCGUUAAGGCUGUAAUGUUGUGCUUGCAGAAUCCGACCUUAUCCUAAAUUUAACUUUCAACUUGUAUAUAUUUAAAAUGUUAUAACUUUGGUCUGCAUGGUAGGUGUUAAUUUUAUUUAUUUUUAUUUCUGUGUUAGUGUUCCUUCUUUUGAAGUAGUUACUUUGUGUUAUUGUGUGGUUUUGUUGCAUGCUUCUUUGUACAUUAAAUUUCAAACUGAUCAGAAAUCACGGCAAGACAAACAGUUACUUACACCGGCAUUAAAGGGCUCCACCCUCUCUAGGAAUGAUUAGUCACACACCUGUGGUCUCACUAGGAAGUAAAAGCCAUGUCACAGAGACUGGAGGCCAUGGGAGGUUUCCAUCAUGGAGCUUCUGGCCUGUGAGACGACGAUGGCGAUUACAGCCAUGACGGGUUAAGGAAAGGGGAGCACAAGGAAAGGGAUAUGGGAUGCCAAAUAGCUCAUAUUUCACCUGCUUUUAGUUUUGACUGCCAGGAGGGGAGAGGCCAGUCUGAGAUGGGGAAAAAAGUUGUGAUGUUUGACUACAAGAUAUACAGUAUAAUUAGCCAAACAUUAAUGGUGUGCCAAGAAGAUUCCAUGUGAUGGCUGAUUAGAACCCAUACCACACCUGGGCACACGGCUGUGAUGCAACACACUCAGAGCUAAGUCUCCUGAAUGUGUGCAGAAGUUUUUCACAGCAGUUGACAUGUGGUUUAGAGGGUCUCUCCACAGCACUCUAGACAAGAAAAAACAGGAUGCAACAUCAGGGAAUUGGAAUACACAAAACUGCUGAAAUUUAAUGGCCCCGAGUUCACAAAGCACUGUGCCGAUAUCAAGCACGUUUGAUAAAGACUGUACUUGCUCAAGAUGUGGUUGCUUCGCUCUGAAACAGCAAUGGCUGACCUUCUCACUGCAGGGUGGUGAUGAGACCCGAAUGAGUAUUCUGACAAUCUGACUUAAGCCCGUCUGUAAACUGACUUGACAGUUCAAACUGUGAAUGGAUGCUAACCCUAAGUGACUCUAAGGAACAGGUAGUCGUUUUAUUGUAUGUUAUUGUAUGUUGGUUUUAAUUGUUUUAAUAAAUAUCAUUGCUGUAGAAGAGAA
Siniperca chuatsi (mandarin fish) is the source of this 4045-nucleotide messenger RNA. It is a transcript of the gene tmtops2b, whose product is annotated as teleost multiple tissue opsin 2b. Gene Ontology annotation, biological process: visual perception; G protein-coupled receptor signaling pathway. NCBI's taxonomy places the organism in Eukaryota, Metazoa, Chordata, Actinopteri, Centrarchiformes, Sinipercidae. The record is from RefSeq and is a predicted model, not a curated record. The coding region runs from base 1100 to 2242 and encodes 380 amino acids. Gene Ontology annotation, molecular function: G protein-coupled receptor activity. Gene Ontology annotation, cellular component: photoreceptor outer segment; membrane. The transcript has 4 exons.